UAUGGUUAUCUACAGGCAAGGAAGCCACGGAACUGAGUCAGCUUUGGGCUAAUGAGCAACCGAACGAGAGCCCUAAUAAUGAUUGCGCGUUCGUUUAUAUGUCAGAAGUUUACACCGACUACUGCGGUGACAGUAAAUAUACUUUGUGCAUGGAAAUAGGUAAGAUAUUGAUAAAGAAUCUUUAUUUAAGGUAUGCAUUUUUAAAAAUGAUGUGUCAUCAACGGUAUUUUUUAAAGAUUUCUUUUAUCAUGCUUUUAUUGAAAAUACUUUGUUGCCAUUCAGACUUGGUUGUUACAGUUCUCUCAGUUUUCCGAAAAAUGAAACAGUCACUCCAAUCAAAAAAGUUCAGAAACAAAUGUAGAGAUUUUCUAAAAAUUCUGUUUUCCUAAUCUAAUUCAUUUCAAUAUUUUUUUUAGUUAAGAAUCGAAUAAGGAAAUUACAAAAAAAAAUUAAUUACUUUCUAUUACACAUGGAUUUCAGUAAUUUAUAAAUAAUUUUUAGUCCUUAUGUCCUUCUCUUAUGUUACAGAGUUAGCCACGUCUACCGCUGUGACCACCACGUCAGAUUUGACAGGUACUAACAAUUCCAUCAGAUAAUAAUAAUAAUAAAAUAUUAUAAGAUAACUGUAACGUUUAUAUGAUGUAACUUUUUUGGAUGGUGGCGUUUAUGGUUCAGUAUAGCUGCUCAUAAACGUUAGCUAAUAAUGUGGUGCUUUUCCUCAAAGCAAGGGAUGGCUUGUAGGGGUUGCAAAACCAGUCCCUUUGGCCCAAACUGGUAUUUUCGAUAUUGAUGUUUACGAAAACUGGUAUUUUCGGUAUGUAUAUAUAUAUAAUUCGCCAGCAAAGGUCAAACACAACCACGCAGGCUAUAUAGAGAUACGCCAGAGUGGGGUUAAAUAAUGAGUUCACUAGCGCGCAAAAUAUAAUUCCCGAUAACCACGCUAAAUGUUAUAUAUCUAGUUUAAAUAAUUCUGUUUGGGUCGUAAUAUUUUCUUUUCGGAAAUUAAAACAAAGUUUAGUUUCAAUACAGUCGAUAAUUCUGCUACAUUCUUUUUUUUUUAAAUUUCUCGCAGUAGUAAAACAAUUUAUCGUCUGGAUAUAACGCCUCCCAUAUCUAAUGGAUAGAGCAACCUAAGAGUUCAAACUAAUUUUUAUGUCACUAGAAUGAGAUAGGGCCCUUGACUGAGGAGAGAGGAAAGCCCUAGUUGCAGCUUUUCAGACUGUACGCAGAAUCCACCAGCAGACCGUCAUGCCGCGUGAGCAAAAACUUGCAAUGCUGAACCUCUGCAUUCGUAUACCCAAUUUAGCAGACAACUUAAAUUUAUAAGCUUAAGUAAAACAACUGAACUGUUAGUUGUUUACUAGUAGACUUCUCUAGCAAUUUGGCUGUCGACACGACAGUGGAAGACAUCGUAUCAUCCCACAGCCCAACCAACAAAGACGACGCAUUGUAUCUCAACGACGAGAUCUCAGACAAAAAAAAUAUUAAUAACCAGCGGUAUGAAUCAAUGCAGCUUACGUAAUGCAUAUUUCUAUUUUAUCUUCCGUUGUCCUCCGGCCCAUUUUCAAGGACUGUAACGGUUUUGUUGUUGUUGUUUUUUGUUGUUGUUUUUUUUUUGGGGGGGGGGAAUCUCUUAACACUACGUCAGUUGGAAAGUGCGCAGUUGUUGUUGGUUUGUUUGUUGUUUUUUUUUUAUCGCACAUACAACUUUUAAAGGGACAAAGAACUAUUUUAGUCCAGCGAUUCAUCAUUCAUUCAUUAAAAAAUUCAAAAUGAGGUGCCAGUCACUAUUAAGUUCCUUCUCUCACACAUGCAAAGAGUUCGGAUCGACCAUAGUCCUAUAGGGGUAAGCCUAAUGGAGCGGUAAAAUUUCCGAUAAGUUUGUUCUGAAAUUUCCAAAUCAUUGUCCAUUAGGAUGAAAGGCAGAAGUAACUUUACAGAGACAACCAACCGCGUGUCUACUAAGCGUACGUAUUCAGUAAGCACUACAGUAAUAUCACAUGUACUCGCCAUUAGCCGAAAUCAAAUUGCUUCCCCAAAGAUAACCACAGUGCACGCUGUACAAUCAAUAGCAAGAUACCUUGCCUUCCACUUUGGUUCAAGUACGGGCCAACAAUUUAGCUUAUGGUUUCCUUACUGACUAGAAUUUGUCAGAGCCGGCACACUGGUCGCUCUCCAAACAAAAUUUGAUGCAAGAUAAUGACGUGGGCAUAAAACCAUGAAGGAUGCGAACUUUAACACAAAGUGAUGACCAUUCAGAAUGGGAGGUUAAUAAUCUAUCCAAUAGGUUUAGAAGCUGUAAAACAAACAUGUUCUCAAAGUAAAGCAAAUGUCUUCAAAUGACAAGGAAAAAAAGUGCUUUUCCAUUGUGUUUUAACAGCCUACUAAUGGCAAAAUGAAGGCAUAAAAUAUAUUUAAAUUCUUCUCAAAUAAAACUAUUUUAAUGUUGUAUUACCUUUCAGACAUGCAUCAAAACGUAGCCACGUGACUAUUGUUUGUAAUCAGACGGUUUCCUAUAAUUUUAGUUAUAACACAUUCUGAAAUCGUUUUUGCACAAAAAAUUAUAUUUUGUUAAAUGCUUGCUUCACCUUCAACAAUUAAUUAAACUUAACAUUACAGGGCCGUGUCAAUGGAAGGAAUCAAUAUAUGUCGAAGGCUCAUGCUUUCUAUACUACAACACUACACAAAAGACCUAUGCAAAGGCAAAGGUAAACACUGUUUUAACCAGGUUUCGAAAAUGUCAACAACAAGUUUGUAUUUGAAUGUAUUGUAAUUUACCUUAAAUUGUCAUAGAAUUAUGAGGUUUUGAAAAAAGUUUAAUUUUAUACACAUGUAAUGUAGUUUACGUUAGACUUAAGUUAACAUUUAAAAAAAAAAAACAAUGUGAUGUUAAGUUUUGCAAAAGCGUAAUCUUUUAGGGAACAUUAAAUUUUAUUGUCAUCACCAUCUAAAUGGGGAAAACUAAAUUUGUUUGAAUUUUAUUACAUUUAAUUCAAAAGUGUAGUUCUCUAUUCAAUUGAAAGAUAAUAAAAUGUGUUAAAUAAUGGAUUAUUUUUUAAAAACAUCGUUGAAAAGACACACAAAGUAAAUGGAUGAUGAAAACCACCACCAAACACGUCCUUACAAAAACGACAUAAACUUUGACCAACUAAAUUACAAAGCAAAACUGAUCGGAGGUUAAAAAGAACAUUUAUGUGCACUUCAAAAUAACUCCCAAUAACAGUAAUGUUUUAUUUUCAUCCUUCAGCUUUAUUGCGAAAAUCUCGGUGGAGUAUUAGCUUCUGUAAACUUAACAAAACAAGUCAAGGACGGCUUGAGCUCAUUAUUAUCAGGUAAGUUUUGAAUCAUUAAGGUUAAUUUAUUUAUUUUUUUAAAAUCAUCAUUGAAAAUGUGCGCAUGAAAUUCAGAAUAAUUUUAACCUGAUACCCACGAUAGUCCUUAUGGCCAGCAGGUUAUGCCUCAGUGGUCUCCAACUCUCGAUUGGUCCCAUUGGGCAUAUUAAUAUAGUAUAUAUAUUUAGUUGUUGAGUUUUCGUUGUUUGUGACCUAAACUGAUUGGUUAGAUCUUGCCAGAUCAAGUAACCCUGCCACUGAAAAUGGUUGGGUGGCUUAAUAAGAGCGUAUAUUGAUCUACUGAUAUUAUUGAACCGGAUACAUUUAGAUAAAAAAAAUAUUUUUGGUUGUUAGAAAUUAUUGUAAUACCCCUGGACACCACCUUAAACACACGUGUAUCGUUUUUUAAUACAGUGUUUUGAUAUUUUAUUAAUGAGCACAAGAAAAUGAAAGAAAAGAAUGUAAAGCUAUAUCUAAAGGAAAAAAAUCAUGAAAUAAUUCAUACUGACUAUUUUCAACUUCACCCUUAAAUUCUUUAAAUAAAUUGUACAAAUACAAAUCUAAACAACAAUUCUAAAUACAGUAAUGUCAGUUUCUUUGAAAUAUCCCUUCAAAAUUUGGGCUCAAAUAGCUCAUUGGCAAUUCAUUAAAAAAAAUUAGCUGUUAGCAAGUAAAUUAAUUUUUUUUUAUAUUACUUAUAAACAAACUUCGAUGCUUCUGGGUGCUGUCCAUGGCUGGACAGGGGUAGGUAGUACUUUGGUGGGUGAUGUCAAACUUUCUUACAAAUUGUUGUUCUUAAAUGUAUAAUUUUAUGCACUUUCUAAUUUGUAAUUUGCUGUAUCAACAAGCUCAGAAAUGUUCUAUCUAUUAUUAAGAAUUUUAAUAGAUAUUUGGCUGCAAAAAAAAAAAACAAACACCUUCAGUUCUCUGGUACAUUAAGCAGUUGUUUUAAAUAGGUCGUAGUAGUCAUCCGUGCGAUCCCUUUCAAAGUUUAAGCCUAUCUGAGCAUUGCUAAGAAAUGGUAAAAUGUAACUAGGAAAAUCAUUUUUUUUUUUAAAUCUAAGAACAUUUGGAAGAUGUCGUAAAUAAGUGUUAAAAUUAUUUUUCAAUACAUCAAUCAUUUCCUCUGCAUUUAUAGUGAAUGCCAUUUAACUUGUAACAUGCCUGGAAUACUAUUCUAAGACAAUACAGAGAUCCAUAACCAGUCAUAAUACCACAUUUUUCAAAGUUUAUCAAAUCGUGCAUUAUCUUUAUGCAAUCUGCGCGACAUCUCUACCUAUAAUCAGUGGCGUAACUAAGGUUGGUAUCGCCAGGUGCUGUCUGCACCACAGCCCAGCUAAGCCACGGUCUAUAAUGUUUCCUAAUUUAAGCUCAAGUUAAUAAAAAUUGUAUGGAUGAAAGAUCAAAGAUGAAACUGGAUUUAAAAAUGAUACUAAAAUACAAAGCAUAAAAAAAUUACAUUUCCUUUUUUAUCUAAUUUAUAUGGAACGUACUCCACGUAACAAGCCAAUUUUCAGCAAUUAGAAAUUUAAAAAAAAAAAGGAUGAUUAAAUUAUACAAAUUUAAAUGUUCAUGCUGUCACUCGCCCGUUAAGGAAACUUACAGAUAUUAAUAAACUAAGACAUUUUCAUCAAUAUAUGUAUCUACACACUAGCUGGAGUAUCCAUUCUAGAGUUCUUUUGCACAAUUUCUUUUGCUGCUCUCGGACACUACUUCUCAGCUAAGUGCUAUAUGUUUUUGUAUGUAUAUUAUUUCUAUUUUUUCUGUUGUUGUUUGCUGACUAAGGCUUCCUGCCGACGCGAGUGUCUUACUACCCUUCUGUACAGACUUUCUUUGGCCUCAUAGAGUGUCUUACUACCCUUAUGUACAGACUUCCUUUGGAUUCAUGGGGUGGGGGCCCUAUAAAAAUCAUUCAGAUAAAUUAAAGAAUUAAAAUUUAAAAUUUGUCGUAUAAAAAUCGGAUAAAAAAUACCACUGUUAUAGCUUUUUAAAAUUAUGGAACUUUCUAGAAAAUUCUAUAUUGGCCCUGCAUGGUUUGGAUAGUCUUAGUAUAAAAUCCACUGACAUUUCAAAUAAGAACGAUGAAGUGUAUUGAUACCAAGCUUGGCCCAUAUCAAUCAAUUCACAUAGAAUCCACAGUGUUCUCUAAGCCGAUUGAUAUUUAAUUUAUAAAGCUUAAAUAAGUAAAAAUGAAAUGCCCAUCCCCCCUGGCCACAGAAGAAUGGAUAUUAUGAGUUCAGUACACUUCGGUAUUUGAAUAUGGAUGAUCAAGUAUAUGUGUACUAAGUUUGGUAAAGAUCCAUCAAUUCAUGUUUGACUACUAAGCUAAUUGAUAUUUAUAUGGCUUAUAUAACAAAAAAUGAAACGCCCACCCCCCCCCCGCCCCAGAGGAAUGGAUAUUAUGAGUUCAAUACCCUUCGAUAUCUUAAUAUGGAUAACUAAGUCCGGUUGUACUAAGUUUUGGUCAAGAUCCACCCAUUCAUGUAGGAGUAUGUUUUAGUUUUUUUUAAAAAUUCAUAUUAUACUCAUAUAGGAAAAAACGUCAUUUUGGGCCUCCAGCCCCAAACGGAAUGUUAUAAAAAGUUCAUAACCCCUUCAGAAAUCCUUAUGGAUGAUGAUGGAUAUGUGUGCCAAGUUUGGUCAAGAUCCAUCAAUCCAUGUAAAAGCCUUUGUGGAAGAAACCCACAGACACACAAACUUUCACUUAUAUAUAUAUAUAUAUAUUUAUAUAUAUAUAUAUAUAUAUAUAUAUAUAUAUAUAUAUAUGGUAAAAUAUAUAUAUAUGGUAGAAUAUGAUAUAUAUACAUAUAUAUAUAUAUUUAUGUGAUGAUUAUUAUUUAAUAGUUUGCAUGAUGAUAGAUAAUAAAGAAAGUAGUUAGAGGAAAUAUUAUACAAAUAUAAGUUAUUCGCGAAAUAAUACACUGCAGAUUAUGAGAAGUUAUUUUUUUACAGGAUCGGAGACAUGGAUUGGAGCCGACAACAAGACGGGAACAUGGACUUGGUUAUCUACAGGUCAAAAAGCAAC
Molecule: messenger RNA, 6357 nt
Organism: Lymnaea stagnalis (great pond snail)
Lineage: Eukaryota; Metazoa; Mollusca; Gastropoda; Lymnaeidae
Source: the annotation of a GenBank genome assembly